Messenger RNA from Lotus japonicus, 1397 nucleotides. RefSeq names its product GRF1-interacting factor 1-like. NCBI's taxonomy places the organism in Eukaryota, Viridiplantae, Streptophyta, Magnoliopsida, Fabales, Fabaceae. The transcript has 4 exons. The record is from RefSeq and is a predicted model, not a curated record. Bases 364 to 1056 code for a protein of 230 amino acids.
CUUUCCUUGUACCCUAAGUUAUUAAUUUGGUUUUGCAUUUGGGAUCAUUUCAUUGUGUAAACUUGCUUUGUUGAAUUCAUUUGGUGCUAUGUGUUCAUGAUCUCCAUUCAUAACAGGGGGCAUCAGCUUUUGCAAUGGACUAAUGGAGUAUGGUUCUUUUGGGUGUGUGUGUGUGUUUUCGGUUUCGAAAAGAUAAAUGCAUGAUGCAUUUUGGUAUAAAGUUUGGACCUUUGAUUGGAACAAUGGUAUGCAUAAUGCAUUUUGGUAAAAAGUUUGGACCUUUGAUUGAACAAGUGGUAUCCACUAUCCAUAAAGCACUUUGGUAAAAAGGUUGGACCUUUGAUUGAAAUAAUGGUAUGAAUAAUGCAUUUUGGUAUCAAGUUUGGACCUUUGGUUGAAACAAUGUUAUUGGAGGAGAACAAUGAGCUGUUCUUGGCAAUAAUGGAAUUACAAAACCAGGGAAGAUUCAUUGAAAUCACCCAGUAUCAGAUCAGGCUUCAGAAUAACUUGAUAUUUCUAGCAAAGCUUGCUGAUAAUGAUCCUCAAGCAAAGACGCUUUCCCAGGAGCAAGACCGACAACAAUCUCAUGUAGCAAUGUCCCAGCAACAACAAUGGCAAGGCAUGCAGUCUCAACCUCAUGUAGCAAUGUCCCAGAAACAACAAGGACAAGGCAUGCAGCCUCAAUCUCAUGUAGCAAUGUCCUGGCAACAACAAGGGCAAGGCACGCAGCCUCAACCUCAUGUAGCAAUGUCCCAGCAACAACCAGAUCAUGCCUCCUUAACCUUGCCUAUGGUGGGUAUGAAUGAUGAGCAGCAGCAGCAAGAGAAACAGCAUCUGCCAAUUCCUCUACAAAAAUCGGGUCUCUCGACUUCAAAUCAGCCUUUCCAGAUGAAUGAGCAGCAGCAUAAUCUCCAAGCUUUCUUCCGGCAGCAGCUUCAACAUGUCCCCAGAACCAGUGAAAGCAUGUAUCAGGCCUCUCAAACCAGACUCGGUAGCAUGACUGAUGCCCCACCAAGCAACCAUUUUGGCUCAGGCAUGGGUCCUAGUUGGUCUUAGAGAAGUCAUCAUCAUUAUGUUCUGGUGAAGAACUGGAAAUACAAACACCAUAAAGAUGUUUUCAGCUCAACUGAUAUCUUUUUUUUUCAACAGUAACUGAAUAGAUAUAAAAGUGAAAAAUACUACUUUUUUAUCGGAUUAGCUGUUAUUUUGUUACCUAAUUUUAUUGCUACUGCUCAAUCUGAGUUCCCUUUAAAUCUGAUGACGCUGGGGGUAGUAGGCGCCGCCAUAUGCAAAAAUGUUUACCUUAAGCCUACAGAAGUUAGCCUUGAGAUGGUUCCAAUCUCUACCUCUGAGAUUCAUAAGAUGUUGGGAUAGCUUAGCCUUUGGGUUCAUUCACA